This is a messenger RNA of Schistocerca piceifrons (Central American locust), 1193 nucleotides long. RefSeq names its product very-long-chain enoyl-CoA reductase (gene Sc2). Lineage: Eukaryota; Metazoa; Arthropoda; Insecta; Orthoptera; Acrididae. The transcript is spliced from 6 exons. Gene Ontology annotation, biological process: very long-chain fatty acid biosynthetic process. The record is from RefSeq and is a predicted model, not a curated record. Gene Ontology annotation, molecular function: oxidoreductase activity, acting on the CH-CH group of donors; protein binding. Bases 131 to 1039 code for a protein of 302 amino acids.
GAAGUGCUUCUACCUGUCGGCAAAGAAACGAUACUAAGUUUUGCCUUAGUCAGGUUUUAUGCAAAUAUAAUGCGGGAGGUACGGAUAAACUGGUUGGAAGUUGAGCGUUGAGCGCCGUAGAUUAAGCAGGAUGAAUAUUGAAAUUUUCGCUGCCCAAGAUUCAAAACGUACCGGAACUCUCGAUAAUGUGAGUCCCUCAAGCAACAUAAGAAACAUCAAGAAACAGAUUGAGGAGUUGAGGCCAAAGUUAUACCCUGAUAGGCAGUCAGUCAGACUUGAACCAAAGGGAAAGACAUUGAAGGAUGAAGAGACUGUGAGCUCAUUGGGAUUAGGAAAUGGAUCUAAACUGUACGUAAAAGAUCUUGGGCCUCAAAUAGGGUGGAAAACCGUUUUCUUAGCAGAGUAUGCUGGUCCACUUGCAGUGUACUUGUGGAUUUAUCAGAGACCAUGGCUGUUCUAUGGUUCAGAUGCUGCAGCACUACAACCACAUCCUGUAGUUCAUAUUGCAGCAGCAUGCUGGUCUCUGCAUUAUGUCAAAAGGCUGCUGGAAACCAUAUUUGUACAUCGGUUCUCUCAUUCUACUAUGCCCCUACGUAACUUGUUCAAGAACUGCACAUAUUAUUGGGGUUUUGCUGCAUAUGUUGCAUAUCAUAUCAAUCAUCCACUGUAUACUGCUCCAAGCAAUAUCCAGAUUUAUUCAUCAUUAGCUGUUUUCUUGGUUUGUGAACUUGGUAAUCUGAGCAUUCAUGUGGCUUUACGGAACCUUCGGCCACCAGGCACAACAAUCAGAAAAAUUCCAGUUGCCACAGGCAAUCCUUUCACGACACUGUUCAAUUUAGUGUCUUGCCCAAAUUAUACAUAUGAAUUUGGAAGUUGGUUUGCAUUUUCUGUUAUGACCAGUUGUUUACCAGCUGGAAUUUUUGCUCUUGCUGGUCUGUACCAGAUGUCUGUCUGGGCUAUUGGAAAGCACAGAGCUUACAAAAAAGACUUCAGCAACUAUCCUCGAAAUCGUAAAGCAAUCUUGCCUUUCCUCAUUUGAGGAAAAAAUUAUCAAUGACUGGGAUUAACCAUCAGAAGAAAUGUGUUCUAUCAUUCCACAUUAGUGGAUAGUUGUUUUGGUUUUGGUUAUGUGUGUAUGUUUUUUAGCAUGACUUGUAACAAUAUCAGUACAAAUAAAUAUAUUGUUGGUUGUA